Molecule: messenger RNA, 2640 nt
Organism: Striga hermonthica
Lineage: Eukaryota; Viridiplantae; Streptophyta; Magnoliopsida; Lamiales; Orobanchaceae
Source: the annotation of a GenBank genome assembly
AUGUGUAUACUUUGCGUGAUUCAGAAGUGGUCGAGGAGGAUUGCUACCAUGCUGCCAUGGCUAGUAAUUCCACUGAUUGCCCUGUGGGCCCUGUCUCAGCUCCUACCGCCUGCGUUUCGGUUUGAAAUCACGUCUCCACGGCUUGCCUGUGUGUUAGUCCUGUUGGUAACCCUCUUUUGGUACGAGGUUCUGAUGCCUCAGCUAUCAGCUUGGCGGAUCAGGAGGAAUGCUAGGCUUAGGGAGAGGAAGAGGUUCGAGGCUAUGGAGUUGCAGAAACUGAGGAAGACUGCAACUCGGAGGUGUAGAAAUUGCCUGACUGCAUAUCGGGAUCAGAAUCCUGGUGGGGGUAAGUUUAUGUGCUCCUACUGCGGCCAUAUUUCGAAAAGGCCGGUCCUGGACUUGCCCGUGCCACCAGGGAUGGGCAAUUCGGGGAUUCUGAAAGAUCUGGUGGGCAAAGGCGGGAAGAUAUUGAAUGGAAAGGCUUGGUCUGAUAACGGGUGGAUGUGCGGGCAGGAUUGGCUGGAGAAUGGGAACUGGGCCGCCGGGCCUUUUGCUGGGAAAUCAAGUUAUGGGAAAAGGAGUGGCGGGGGCUUGUUUGGUGGGGAUGACAACCAUUGUCUGGCUGAGAAGUCUUAUUCUCGUGUUUUUAUUUUUGCCUGCAGGGCACUAACAGCAGUUUUCUUGUGUGUCGUGUGGGUUUGGAGAAAGAUUUUUAGGGUUAGUUCCUCCGGAGAUGAUGCUUUAGCCGAUGCAGAUUGCCGAGAAAUGUUGGAUAAUAGAGGUGAGAAUGGUGGGAGUGGUCAGGAGAGCAGAGGAGAGAAAGCUCGAAGGAAAGCCGAGGAGAAGAGGCAGGCUAGAUUAGAGAAGGAGCUAUUAGAGGAGGAGGAAAGAAAGCAAAGAGAGGAGGUUGCGAGGUUAGUUGAAGAAAGAAGGAGACUACGGGAUGAAAAAAUGGAGGCUGAAAAAGAUUAUGGAAAGGGUGGUUCACCUCGUGCGAAGGCACGGGAUAGCAAAAAGGAAGCUGAAAGGAAGCGUCAAGAAAGGAAGAAGGAGAGGGAUAAGGGGUCCAGCAAGAGAAAUUCUGAUGCUGAGGAGUUGGAAAGGAGAGCAGGCAACCAAACCAUUAAGAAUGAAAGGGGGCAACACACCAGUACACCUGAUAGUGUGAGAACUAAUGGCAGUGAAAUGGGGCAUGGGUAUAAGGGUGCUGGUGCAGCCAUUCAUGGCCGAGGGAAUGCUGGGACGAGAUACUUUGAUAGGAUGAGGGGAACCUUUCUAUCUUCUUCUAGGGCAUUCACAGGAGGCGGUUUCUUUGGGAAGAGUACAAACACUUCUACUAUUUCUAGAGAUCACAAAACUAGUGGAUUGGUAGGAACUGUUCAAUCUUCGACCUAUAGGAAAGAAAUACCAGAACGGGUUUCUGGGCGAUCAAUCGGAAAUGGAGAUGAUAAGAGUGCUAAUCGCCCUAUACUCAUUGAAUCUCAACCAAGUACAGCACCUAAAAAAUCAUGGCAGCAAUUAUUCACUCGCUCAUCUGCUGGUUCUCCAUCAUCACCCUCAAAUCCUAAUGUCAUAAGCAGACCAACAGGGAACCACAAAUCAGAAGUUCAAAACCAGCCCGUUUCUGGCCAACUCACCUCAACACAAUCAUUUGACAACCCUAUUAAUUUUGGUCUGGCAAAUCCGUUUAGUUUACCUUCAUUUCCUUUUGUAUCUACUAAUGGCACCAGUACUAUUCCUCCAGUUACCUCUGGUGGCAUGCUUCCUAAAAUGUCAGAUUCCCCGCACCAGCGUUUACCAGAGGAGUUGGAGAUAUUUGAAGACCCUUGUUAUGUUCCGGACCCUAUAUCCUUGCUUGGGCCCGUCUCAGAAUCGCUUGAUAACUUUCAGCUGGAUCGGGGUUUUGCAACCGAUCCUAGAUUUGAAAAACCAGGCCCUGUGAAGACUAAAGCUUCACCUUCUGUGGUUACCAAGCCAUCACCGAUUGAGUCUCCAUUGUCACGAUCACGUGUGUCUGAGGAACGGCAUGCCAAUUGUCUCCUUUUCCCGGGUAGCCCAAAGGACCAGGACAAUAAUUUUGUCAACACAAAUGACAAUCGAACAUGGCAGAUGUGGAAUAGCUCUCCCCUUGGACAGGAUGGUCUUGGUAUAGUUGGUGGGCCUGCCAUUGGUUGGCAUCUGUAUCCAGAGAUGAACUUGCUGAAAAAGGAAGAUCACAUCCAUCCAGUCCCUCGUAAAACAAUGGCAUCUCUGUUCAAGAAAGAUGAGCAAGCUAUGCCUAAUGGUCAUCCUUCACAGAAUGUUUUGUUUGGACAUGCUCCGAAUGGUGGAGCAUUUAAUACAUCUUUGCCUUCUAAUGUGGAUGAUUCGUGGUUGCCAAGAACUUUAUUUGGACCGAAUAUAGGUCCCGAAAAUCAGAAUCUGCCGAAGCCUAAGGAGGAUGCUUUUAAGAAUGGCCUUAUUUAUGGAAAUUCCAGUGUUCCUACUGCUAACCAACAAUAUGACCUGUCUGCUGCGGAUUCGUGGCCUAAAAAAGACUGGACUGUGCAGGGGUCACGAGAUGGUGUUGGAAACUCUCCGGUCAGUAGGCUCCACAUUGGAGGCCUGUACACCCCGCCAGAUGUACAGUCUCUUUGGUGA